Tripterygium wilfordii is the source of this 3958-nucleotide messenger RNA. Its product is annotated as disease resistance protein RPV1-like. Gene Ontology annotation, biological process: signal transduction; defense response. The record is from RefSeq and is a predicted model, not a curated record. The transcript is spliced from 5 exons. Gene Ontology annotation, molecular function: ADP binding; protein binding. Bases 278 to 3619 code for a protein of 1113 amino acids. Lineage: Eukaryota; Viridiplantae; Streptophyta; Magnoliopsida; Celastrales; Celastraceae.
CUCCGAAUACCCAUUGCCAUUGUUCUGUUCUUCUGUUUGAGAUUAGGGGGUCCGAUUUUCGUCUUAUAAACAGCAAGGCAUUUCGUUUCAGAGGAGAAAUUGGGUAUGAGAUUGUGGGCCUUGUGGAAAGUGAGGAGGAAGCGUUCACAGGGAAGAAUCCAGAGACUCAUUCGUCAAGUCAACAUGACAACUAGCAUAGCUAGCGCAUCGAUUCUCUCGCUUUUGCUCUCCAUAUAUAAUAAUAUUCUCCCAAUUUGUCAACGCAUCAGUUCUUGCAAUGGCUGCGUUUUCCUCCAAACCAUGGAUCCACGAUGUGUUCUUGAGCUUCAGGGAUAUCGACACCGGCAAGAACUUCACCGACCACCUCCGUUUUGCGCUAAAAGAGGCCGGUAUCAAUUCCUUCAGGAACGACGACGAGGAUUGUGGAAGAGAUGACUUGGUGCUUGCGAUUCAAAAUUCAAGAAUUUCAAUCAUUGUUUUCUCCAAAAACUAUGCUGCCUCAAGGUGGUGUCUUGAACAGCUAGUGAAGAUCAUGGAAUGUCGAAAGACGACUAGGCAGUUGGUUCUGCCGAUAUUCUAUGAUGUGGAUCCUUCCGAUGUUCGGAAACAAAAUGGGCUUUAUGCAGAAGCUUUUGAUAAACAUGAACAGCGUUUCGUGCCGGAGAAGGUGAUGGAGUGGAGGGCGGCAUUGACUGAUGCAGCCAAUUUAUCUGGCUGGGAUCUAAGGAAUACUGCAGAUGGGCACGAAGCAAAAUUUAUUAAAAUAAUCGUUGGAGAGAUUCUGAGAGAAGUUAACAGCACAUACUUACAUGUGGCCACCUACCCAGUUGGAAUAGAUCCACGAGCGCAGGAUAUAAAUCUAUUGUUGAAUGUUGGAUCAGAUGAUGUUCGCAUGGUGGGAAUCUGCGGAAUGGGUGGAAUUGGUAAAACAACCAUUGCCAAGGCUGUUUACAAUCAAUUGUUUCAUAGUUUUGAAGGGAAAAGUUUCCUUGCAAAUGUUAGGGAAACAGCUAAGCAGCCAAAUUGGCAAAUACGUCUGCAGGAAAACCUACUUUCUGAUAUCCUGAAAGCUGGGAAGAUGAAAAUCAACAGUGUUGAUAUGGUAAAGGAAAUACUUUCUCAAAGAAAGGUCCUUGUAAUUCUUGAUGAUGUAGACCAAUUGGACCAACUGAAUGCAGUAGCUAGAAAUCGUGAUUGGUUUGGUCCGGGGAGCAGGGUCAUCAUCACAAGUAGAGAUGACCAAUUGUUAAAGAAGAUGAAAAUGGAUGAAGUAUACAUGGCAAAAGAAUUGGAUGAUGCUGAAUCUAUUGAGCUCUUUAGUUGGCAUGCCUUUAGGAAAAGUGAUCCUGUCCAGGAUUAUGUUGAAUUAUCAAGAAGUGUUGUCAAUCAUUCAGGAGGACUGCCGCUAGCUCUUGAAGUUCUGGGGUCAUUUCUGUAUGGUAGAACGAUACCUGAAUGGAGAAGUGCAUUAGAAAGGUUGAGAAGAAUUCCUCACAGCCAAAUUCGGGAUAAACUUAGAAUAAGUUAUGAUGGCCUGAGCAACGACAAAGAGAAGGAUAUGUUCCUUGAUAUAGCUUGUUUCUUUAUUGGAAUGGACAAAUACUAUGUUGUUCAAAUUUUAGAUGGCUGUGGCUUCUUUGCAGAAAGUGGAAUAAGCCUUCUUAUUCAGCGAUGCCUUGUGAAAAUUAAUGGGGAUAACAAGUUAGUGAUGCAUGAUUUGCUUCGAGAUAUGGGGAGAGAUAUUGUUCGUGAAUCAUCACCAAAGGACCCUGGAAGGCGUACCCGAUUGUGGCUUCAGGAAGAUGUUAUUGAUGUCUUGGUUAAACACAGGGGAACAGAAUUUAUUGAAGGGCUAAUCCUAAAAUUUCCAGGGCCAACUGCUGUUAAGUUAGAUACAAAAGCAUUUUCCAUUAUGCAGAGACUAAGACUGCUUCAACUGACUAAUAUGCAAUUCAGUGGAGACUCUGAGAAUUUUUCCAAAGAGUUGAGAUGGCUCUGUUGGCGUGGAUUUCCGUGGAAGUUCAUACCAAACAACUUUUAUCUGGAAAACCUUGUUGCAAUGGACAUGCGCUACAGCAAUUUAAGGCGAGUUUGGAAUGAUUGCAAGUUUCUUGGGAAGUUGAAGUUCCUCAAUUUGAGUCACUCCCAGUUCCUUACGCAUACCCCUGACUUCUCAAAACUCCCUAAUCUCGAGAGGUUAAUACUAAAAGGCUGCAAAAGUUUGGUCGAGAUUCACCAAGCCAUUGGACAACUUGAUAAACUUGUGCUAGUAAACUUGAAGGAUUGCAAGCAACUUAAGAAUCUCCCAGGAAGCUUCUCUAAGCUGAAGUCCCUUGAAACUCUCAUUCUUUCCGGCUGCUCAAGGUUUGACAAAUUGCCUGAGGACUUGGGAGACUUAGAAUCAUUGAUAUCCCUUAUUGCAGAUAACACUGUUAUAGCACAAGUACCACUUUCCAUAGUAAGAUUGAAGAACCUCCAACAAUUAUCUCUUUGUGGCUGUAAGGUAUCUCCAAUUAAUUCAUUGUCUUCGCUCUUGCGGUCUUGGGUUUCGUCACGAAAAAAUCCUAUCCCCACCAACCUCUUGCCUGCUUCAUUGCAUGGCCUUAUCUCGCUAAGAGUAUUGUCGCUCAAAGACUGUAAUCUGUCGAAUGAUGCACUCCCAAAAGAUAUUGGGACUCUUCCCUCCCUUGAGGAUUUGAAUUUGGAAAGCAAUAGUUUUCAGAAUCUACCGGGCAGCCUCAGUGGCCUUGCUAAGCUUAGAACUUUGACGCUAGACCGUUGUGAUAGGCUUGAGUCAAUUCCUGAUCUACCUGUAGGUUUGAAAUCCUUGUAUGCAAGAUAUUGCACGUCAUUAGAAAGAACACAAGACCUGUCGAAAUUCUUAAAUAUCGAAACUCUGACUCUUUCUAAUUGCCACAACCUCAUUGAGGCUCCAGGCCUGGAUAAGUUGAAGUCUGUUAGAUUCAUUCGCUUGGAAGGGUGCAAAAACAUCUCCAAUACUUACAAGGAGAGCAUCCUACAGGGAUGGGCUGUGGAAGGUUUUGGUGGCAUUUAUCUCCCUGGGAAUGAGAUCCCUGACUGGUACAGCUACAAGGAUGAAGGUCCUUCAGUGUUUUUUCAGAUUCCCAAAUUCAUUGAUAAUGAAUUCAAAGGUUUUAGCGUUUGCGUAGUUUUUUCAUCUCAUCUAGACAAGAUGGUAUCUAGUGAUUUUCACAGCCUUACCAUUUUUAAUUAUACCAAAGGUGUUACGAAAAGGAAGCCAGUUGCAUUUGAUCUUGAGACAUCUCCUGAAGAUCACCUGUGGCAAAGCCAUUUUUCAAGUCAGUCGUUCGAUUUGGAUUGUGAGGAUGAAAUAGAGAUUUUCAUUGAUUUUGGUGACAAAUUUACCAUAAAGAAGACUGGCGUCUACUUAAUAUAUGAGAAGGAUGUCAUUAUUGAAUACAAAUCCAAUUUAAUUACUGACAAUGAAGAUGAAGUAAACGAUGAUGCAGGUGUUACAGCUAAGAGAGGCCGCGAUGAGGAUGGCAAUGAAGCUGGACCUAGCCAUGGCUGGUCUGAUGAGGAACAAGCACCCAAAAGGUUAAGGUACGAACCUAAUGUUGGAAAUGAGAAGCAUUGAUCAUGAAGAAUGCAUGGCUAAUGGCUUUGUCAGAGAAGGUUACAUAUUGAGAUACUAAUCGGUGGAUCAAUACUUGAAGGUAAUUAAGUUACUCAUUGACCAUAAGGUGUUAUAGAAUAAGGUCUGUCUUCAUCCGCUUUCAAGAAUUAAAACUUUGCAAUUGACAUAUAACUUGAUGUCUCUUUGCACUGGGAGUAUGAUGAAGUAGUAGACAAUUUGAUCUUCAAACAUUGCUUGCAACCCAAUUUCUCCUUUCCUUUGAAGUUUGAACUGAAAUGCCUUGCUGUUUAUAAGAAGAAACGGGGAGGAACAGAAAAAUGACAAUGGCUAUUCUGAGUC